UCAUUCUUGAACUUCUUCCUGAAUGUCGUUUCGACUGAACUCGCAAGUGGUUUCUCGGGCGAUCUCACGAAGUACCUUCAAGCCUAUAUCAGUGAACUUCCGCGUACUCAAUAUCUCAUCUUGUCUCGCAAUGCCUACGUAUACCGGCGGCUGCUAUUGUGGCAACAUCCGCUACAGAUUGAACUUGAGCUCUGCGGACGAAGCUCGGACGAGCAUAUGCCACUGUAGGAAUUGCAAGAAAUUUACUGGGUCCGAAUUCGGCAUCACAGCCAGGAUUCCCCGCAAGGCCAUGCAGAUUACCAAGGGACAGACAACUCGCCAUGAAUCCGACAACGGCGCUGGCACCAUGCUGACUCGCGAAUUCUGUGGCGCCUGUGGGUCCGGUAUCACCGAGUAUAAUGCCAAUGCAGGAGAGAAUACCUACGUGUUCUACGGCAGCCUCGAUCGUCCAGAUGCUCUCCCGCCGAAGGGGGAGUUCUUCUGCAAGAACAGGGCGAGCUGGAUGCCCGAGAUAGCUGGGGUGUUUCACAAGCGAGAGAUCAAGGAAUGACUCUUGCCUUUCAAAAGCUUCAUCUAUCCGGCGAAUGAAUGAGCCGCUGAGCUGUAUCCCCUUGCUCAUUGUAUCAGACUGCUCCAUACAAUAGCCGAUGGUGCCAUAGGUAAUGAAGGAAGUGGGCCUUCCUGUAAGUUUGUAGCGAAGAGCUGCCUCAAGAGUUAAUAAUGCCAGACCAGUUCAGCCAUUCCUUGCUCCCCAAAAUCUAUAUCAGCAAUGCAAUAAGCCCCACGGGAGACAUAACGCCAUUUUUCAUCCCAUAAUUUCGUUCAUACC
Messenger RNA from Laetiporus sulphureus 93-53, 829 nucleotides. RefSeq lists its product as uncharacterized. The record is from RefSeq and is a predicted model, not a curated record. The transcript is spliced from 4 exons. NCBI's taxonomy places the organism in Eukaryota, Fungi, Basidiomycota, Agaricomycetes, Polyporales, Laetiporaceae. Gene Ontology annotation, molecular function: carbon-sulfur lyase activity. The coding region runs from base 131 to 550 and encodes 139 amino acids.